AUGGCUCUGCAGGAGGCGAAGCCCCUGGGCCCGAGCACAGCUGGGCCGGUGGUGCGGGGGCCGAAGAGCUGGCCCCGGGCGCGUGGGUUCGGCGGGGCCGGCGGGAUUGCUGCACGUUGCCCGGGCGUGAGGAGCCCCGGGAGCCGCGUGUCCCACGAUGCGCCGCCGUCCCCGGUGCCACCGCUGCAGCCGUGGCUGCUGGGACUCCUGCUGCUGGCCGCCCUGCCCGGGCUCGGCCGGGCCGAUCGGGGGACUGACAAUCUACAGAUACACGUCACCCCCACCUCAGAGUCACUCCCUCAUGGAAAGUUGUUACCAAUUUCACCAACAUGGCCUUUCUCCGAAGUCAAGUCUUCCUUGGCAGCAGACAGAAUCAAGAAUGGGCUGGGCCAGUCCCCUGACAAUACGAGCUUGCUGCAUAUCACUUGGACAUUUCCUCCCAAGGCCCAUCGCAGGACCCGGGCUCACAUGGACCUCUCUUCCCUUUACCAAGGAAGUGGAUUCAGCACCUUCCUGGAUACUUCCAAGGAUCCCACUGAAUCCCUGGGCCCACCAAGGCCUCAAGGAGGAAGAGAAGAGGCAGGCACAUCAGGUUUGCCUCGCACCAGCAUGCGUCCCUCCUUGUCCACCAUCCCAUCAGCUCCUCUGAAUGAUGUCUCCUCAUCUCAGCCACCAGUAGGGCCUCCCUCCCUUUUAAAGCCUCCCCCAAGGUCAGGCAGUCUCUCUCUUUCCCCUCCACCUUCAUCCCCUGCACUAUCCCCAGACUCAUCUCAUUCCAUCCCCUUUCCUAUAGUAGAGCAACCCACCAAUCUAACUUUGUUUCUUCAAACCACACCAGCUGUUUCCUCUUCAGGUCAGAGCCAUGCUCAUGCCCUAACCCCAUUUGCUGAGAACACAAAUGACACUUCAUCCAAAAAUGCCCGGAAUUUCAUAGGCACCCAUCUUCUAGGUUUUUCUAGAGCCUUGACAAAGCAGUACUCUGAGCUGUCCCCAACAGACAGCCCCCAUUCAGCAGGCGCAUCCACCUCUGGGGCUUUGAGCUCCAUGGUAAAACUGGCCCAUCUGUUUCCUCCUCUCCCUGCCCCUGGAGGUCUUUACCAGCUUCCAGCUCCAUCCUCCUCAAGGUCCACGUUGGGCAUAGCUUCAAGUUCUGCAUCCAUCCAGCCAACCCAUCCUUUGGGGCCUGAAAGAGCACACAAUGGUGUAUCUGUGCCGACUUCUAAGAGCACAGCAGCACUGAGCCAUGGAGGUCAGCCUUCACUUUUCCAGCCUGCAGAAUCAAUGACCAGCAGAGAGCCAGCCCCUGCCACACCUCCAAACAACUCUUCUAACCCACCAUAUUUGUCAGCAGUUCCAGACAACCCCACAGGGCCCCCCCUGGCAGGAGAACACAAAUCUUCUUCUUUGGUGUCUCCUUCUCUGUCUUUCACCAUAUCAGGUCAAAGACAAGCCAUCCUUUCUGAGGCAGCUCCUUCAUCUUCAGGGAACCCAACAGAUGACCUUCCCUCCCUGCUUACCAUCCUCCUGCCUGAAGAGGAUCAUGCCUCUCCAGCCUUUGUGCCCCAAACACCCAUUCCUCAGGAACAAGGUGAUGAGGGGUCUCCCACUGUGACCACAGAUAUCCCCAUCUCAAGUAACUUACCCAAUCUUCUUUCUACAACUUGGACAUUUCCCUUGCACCAAGAGGACAGCAUACCAGCUCUUCUUGGUACCAAGGCAAAGGCAAGCAUGACAGUUCCCCUACCGGACCAUCCAAGCCUUCCCAUGGUAAAUAGACUCACCUCUGAUUUUGGCACUGAUCUUAGUUCAUCUCCCACCAUCACCAUAUCAAGAACAACCCCCCAUCCUGCAGGAUCUUUUCCUUCUCCUUCCAUGCCCACCAUCCAAGCCACCCAAGCCGUUACCCCACCACCUGGCUCUUCUAUCACUGAGCUGGAGAUGACCACAGCUGCCGGACGCCAGUCAGUGCUGCCAGCUUCAACUUCCAAACAGGUGGCAGCAUUCCCCCCCUCCACGGACAUCUAUGAUUUCUCAACAAUGGGAGACUCGAGAAAGCCAGCAACCACAGAUGUUUCCCGGAGUUCUCUUUCAGCAGACACUGGAACCCUUUCCACAGAAUCAACAUUUUCUGGCUUGCACCCACAAACAAAUUAUGAUUUCAAUGGUCAUACAAUUAAGCCCACAAGUUGGGAAACUCACUCAGCUGCAACUACUCUUCCUGAACAAACUUCAGCUGCCAAAGCAAUAAAACCUCAGAAUUUCGAUGAGAUGGCUGGGCAUCCUCCCAUGGCUUCAGAACAAUCUCACAUUCAGGAUGUAGCCCUGCGUCCAAGCAGUGACCAGACUGUACGACAGUCAGGUGUGACCAUGGCGGGGACCCACUUGGACCUCUGGCCCACAAGCCAUAGCAAUUCUUCUGGAGACUUCCAAGCAGCGAAGACGGGCUAUUAUCCAUCCACAAGCCAACAUUCUGUGUUGCAUCCCCAUCUCCAGCUGCCUGUCCAGUUAGCCCGUCCUCUUUGGUUGACCUGGCCAAGUUUGACUUCUGUGGCCACUCGAGUGCAGGAAAUGCUUUCAGAUGGAACAGACACAAGUUGGGAAAUUUCCAGUGGCCUCUAUGGAUCACCUGGGAGAAAUGCUUCCAUGCCAUUCCAGAGUGUUCUGGGAGAUCACUCCGUGGCUGAAUCUCCUCUUAAAUCAACUAGUGCCUUUCCCAAGAUCCCCUCCAAAGUGCUGCGAGCUUCUCGGCGCCCCCCAAAGUGGACAGUGGGCUCUUCAGUGUCAUCCAACCUAGAACCAACAACAGCCGCUGCCACUGCCACCACUACCACCACCACCUUGUUUUUGAGGCGAUCGAGCCCAGCUGCACUGUCUGCAGCCCUGAUUGCUAAGGGGACCGAUGACAGCAGUUCAACUACAGCUCUAGCUAAAAACGUUACCAACAAGGCAGCACCUAGCCCAAAGAUGGCGGCAGGAGCAGCUCAUACAGCUUUUCCAUUCACCCCAACGUACAUGUUUGCCAAAACUGCACAUACCAUGAACACACAUACAGCCAUGCCAGGCAACACGGGCACUGCCUCUGGUCUCUUGUCCACCACACACCUCCCCAGGAAACCACAAGCCAUGUACACAGGUGUCCCAAACCCCACCAAGCCAGAGACACCCAGAGCACCCACCCCCCGCCCGCUGACCAUCACAGCAGCCUUGACAUCUAUGACCGCGUCGGUGCGGGCCACCCGGCUACCACCGUGGCACACAGAAAACACAGAUGUUGCUUUUCCUGCUGUGUCAACAGCUGUGGUCACAGCUGGAAAAAUAGCAUCCAACCUGGAGUGUCAGAUGUCCCAGAGGCUCCUGGUGAAGACAGUUCUCUUUCUAAUGCAGAGAAGAAUGCCAAGCAGCGAUGCCUUGAAGUUCAGUGUGGCCAAAGGCCUCACGCAGGCACUGAGGAAGGCCUUCCGCCAGAAUGAUGUUUUGGCUCAUGUGGACAUUCUGGAACAUUCUCAUAAUGUCACGGUUGGUUAUUACGCUACUAAAGGGAAGACAGUAUACCUGCCGGCUGUUGUGAUGGAUGUGCUGGGUGUUUAUGGAGUCAGUAACGUCACUGCAGAUCUGAAGCAACACAUCCCAAACUUACAGUCCGUGGCCAUACUUGCCUCCCCAUGGAAGGCCCAGCCUGCAGGCUACUCCCAGCUGAAAACAGUUCUGCAGUUCGUGAGCCAGUCAGACAACAUCCAGUCCUGCAAGUUUGCCCAGACCAUGGAGCAGAGGCUGCAGAAAGCCUUCCAAGAUGCAGAAAGGAAGGUCCUCAGCACCAGAAGCAAUCUGACAGUGCAGAUUGUGAGUACUUCCAAUGCCUCCCAGGCUGUCACCUUGGUAUACGUUGUGGGCAAUCAGAGCGCAUUCCUUAAUGGCACCGUGGCCAGCAGCCUCCUCAGCCAGCUUUCCGCUGAGCUGGUUGGAUUCUACCUCACCUAUCCACCUCUUACCAUUGCUGAACCCUUGGAAUACCCCAACCUUGAUAUAUCAGAAACUACCAGAGACUACUGGGUAAUCACAGUGCUGCAAGGUGUGGACAAUUCACUGGUGGGCCUGCACAACCAAAGCUUUGCCCGGGUCAUGGAGCAGCGCCUCGCCCAGCUCUUCAUGAUGUCUCAGCAACAGGGCCGGCGAUUUAAACGGGCCACUACCCUAGGAAGUUACACCGUGCAGAUGGUGAAGAUGCAGCGUGUGCCAGGACCGAAGGACCCAGCAGAGCUGACUUACUAUACCCUGUACAACGGGAAGCCAUUGCUGGGCACUGCGGCGGCCAAGAUCCUGAGCACCAUUGACUCCCAGAGGAUGGCCCUGACGUUGCAUCACGUCGUCCUUCUGCAAGCUGACCCUGUGGUAAAGAACCCCCCGAACAAUCUGUGGAUCAUCGCCGCCGUCCUGGCGCCCAUCGCCGUGGUGACAGUCAUCAUCAUCAUCAUCACGGCUGUGCUCUGCAGGAAGAACAAGAACGACUUCAAGCCGGACACCAUGAUCAACCUGCCCCAGAGAGCCAAGCCCGUGCAAGGCUUUGACUAUGCCAAGCAGCACCUAGGCCAGCAAGGAGCAGACGAGGAAGUCAUCCCUGUGACUCAGGAGACAGUGGUCCUCCCCCUGCCCGUCAGAGAUGCUCCUCAGGAAAGAGACAUUGCUCAGGAUGGGAGUACCAUCAAGACAGCAAAGUCCACUGAAACCAGAAAGAGCAGGUCGCCCAGUGAGAAUGGAUCUGUCAUCAGCAACGAAUCAGGGAAGCCCAGCUCAGGAAGACGCUCGCCCCAGAACGUAAUGGCACAGCAGAAAGUGACAAAGGAAGAAGCCAGAAAGAGAAAUGUGGCAGCCAGUGACGAAGAGGAGGGAGCAGUUCUCUUUGACAACACAGCCAAGGCGGCAGCGGAUCCCUUUGACACAUCUUCUGGGUCUGUACAGCUCGUUGCCAUCAAACCCUCAGCCCUGCCUGCAGUGCACCCUGCCUCAGACCGGAGCCAGGAAUCCUCAGCUGUCCUCAACGGUGAGGUAAACAAAGCCCUGAAGCAGAAGUCGGAUAUUGAACAUUAUCGGAACAAGCUGCGCCUCAAAGCUAAGAGGAAGGGCUAUUAUGACUUCCCAGCCGUGGAGACAAACAAAGGCCUGACAGAAAGAAAAAAGAUGUAUGAGAAAGCCCCAAAAGAAAUGGAACAUGUUUUAGAACCAGACCCAGAACUGUGCGCUCCAUUCCCCGAGGCUAAAAACAGGCAACAGAUGAAGAACUCUGUCUACCGAAGCCGGCAGUCUCUGAACAGCCCCAGUCCAGGCGAAACUGAGAUGGACCUUCUGGUCACUCGGGAGCGACCUCGGCGUGGAAUCCGUAACAGUGGCUAUGACACAGAGCCGGAAAUCAUAGAAGAAACCAACGUGGACAGAGUUCACGAGCCCCGGGGAUACGGGCGCUCGCGGCAGGCGAAGGGCCACUCGGAGACCUCCACGCUGAGUUCGCAGCCCUCCAUCGACGAGGUGCGGCAGCAGAUGCACAUGCUGCUGGAGGAGGCCUUCAGCCUGGCCUCCGCCGGCCAUGCCGGCCAGGCCCGUCACCAGGAAGCCUACGGCUCCGCCCAGCACCUGCCCUACUCCGAGGUGGUGACCAGCGCCCCAGGGACCAUGACGCGGCCCAGGGCUGGGGUGCAGUGGGUGCCCACCUACCGGCCAGAGAUGUACCAGUAUAGUCUACCCCGGCCGGCUUACAGGUUUUCCCAGCUUCCUGAAAUGGUCAUGGGCUCUCCUCCACCACCUGUACCUCCUCGGACUGGCCCUGUGGCUGUCACUUCCCUCAGGCGGUCCACCUCAGACAUCGGCAGCAAGACCCGAAUGGCUGAGUCCUCGGGGCCCGAGCAGGCCCAGCUGCAUGACAGUGCCUCCUUUGCCCAGGUGUCCAGAGGCCCAGUGUCAGUGGCACAAUUGGAUCAGUCAGCUUUAAAUUACUCAGGUAACACGGUGCCAGCAGUAUUUGCCAUCCCAGCUGCCAACAGACCCGGCUUCACUGGCUACUUCAUCCCAACGCCUCCCUCAUCCUACAGGAGCCAGGCCUGGAUGUCCUAUGCCGGAGAGAAUGAGCUCUCGAGCCAGUGGGCCGAUUCGGUGCCCCUCCCCGGAUACAUUGAGGCCUACCCCCGGUCUCGUUAUCAGCAGAGCUCACCUUCCAGGCUCCCUCGCCAAUACAGCCAUCCUUCCAACCUGCACCCCAGCCUGGAGCAGGCCCCUGUGCCCUCUGCAGCUGCCUCUCAGCAGAGCCUAGCAGAGAAUGACCCACCUGACACUCCACUGACCAACAUCUCAACGGCAGCCCUUGUGAAGGCCAUCCGGGAGGAGGUGGCCAAGCUGGCCAAGAAGCAGACAGACAUGUUUGAGUUCCAGGUCUAAUGCCUUAGCCCUGGGAGACCCUGCCUUCCAGACUCCGUGGAAAUAGACUUUGGGUUUCUCACACCUGACGUGGGGGUCUUGAAACAGACAAUGAGUGAGUUUUCCUCUCCCUGUUUCUGAAAAGAUGACCAGCAGGGCUUCUGGGAAAUAGAAGAAACUCAUGAACAACUGGAUCUUUUGCCUAACACAACUGCUUAUGGGUUAAGACGUCCCUGCUUGGGACUAUGUGUUUGAAAUUCUGUUGUGUUGAGUGUUGGAACUGGGGGUGGAUUUCCCUAAGGAGACCUGCUUCUGAGAGGUACUAGCUAACCUACAGAUUCUUGUCAAAUACCACAUUUUGAUGAAUCACCAGAUGGGGGAGAAUAUAGCUUUAUCUUUGCUGACCUCUGCAUGUCAAUAUUUUCUGUGUUAAAGGCAAUGCAGGAGUGUAAAUUGAGCACCAGAUUGUCCUCUCUCUCAUUCAGCCAUGCCCAUGAAUGCUAAAAUCAUCUCUAGUCUCUAAGGGAGACACUGACUCUGGCCAAGAAACUUGAGUCCUUUUGCUUUUAAAGGCUCAUAUUCAAAGUCAAAUGAAUUGGAUGAAAAUCAGACCCAAUGGUUAUGCCUAUAAAUAGUCUUGACUCUUUUCCCCCCAUUAAUUAAAGGCCAAGAAAGAGAGAAGAUGAACAGGAAUGGUAAAUUUGUGUUGACAGGCUUUUUUAAAGGUGUUGUCAUUUUGGAAAUAAGAGUAUCCUGCAAGUUAGAACUUAACUGAAACAGAAUCAAGGCUAAGAGCUUUUAGGAUCCUACAAAAGAAAACUCGUUAUUUGUGAAGGUUUUUCUUUAUCUGCAUUGAAGAUGGCCUGAAACCAGAGCUGCUCCCUUUGGGGGGAUAAUAGAUAGAUUGACUUUCACAAGACAACCUGUCUCUUCAACCAUGGUGAUCAACACGUGCUGCCAAGGGAUACAAAAGGAAAUAGUGUUCGAUUCCUGUUUUUAAAAAGAAAGAAAGAAAAAAAAAAACCUGGAAUGGAGGAUCCAUAGUCCUCCCUGGCUGCAGCUCUGUUUCUAGAAGCUUCUGAAUGUAGAAAAUCUGUUGAUUUGAAUUUAAAUGUAAAUAACUUUUAAAACAAUGUUUAUGGAGUUUGUCAGUUGAUGGCCUCAGGAGGACAUUUGCUGAAAUGGCAGGUCUGCUACCUGGUGACUGUGAGGUCCUGUGUCACCCUCCCUGUAGAGUGUGGGGGUACCAGGCACUGACUGCCUAUCAAUGCAAUGAAGCAGUCACUGACUUUGAGUAGUAAAGGAUGAGGGGACCUAUCGUUCCUUCCCCAACUAGGGGAGCCAUGUGUGGUGUGAGGGGCUUCUUUGGUGUCUGUUGAAGAAUGGGGUCCUAUCCUGCCUUCACCCAUGCCCCAUCUAGCUUCAGCUCUACCCAUUCCCUUCUAAGCCCAUCUGUCCACUGUCCUCCUGAGUUUCUUUGGUCUUUACUGAAAGAGAAAAAGAAGGUGAGAAUUUAGAAGUUGAGAGAAGAGUAGGAACUGAACAGAUUAGAAUGGGAGACUCAAAACUGUCAAAGCACAGACUUUUCCCAAAAAGUGUUUUUAUUUCCCAAUAACAAAUUGUCCUUUCUGGAAUGUUCAGCGAUGAUGUGUCAUGGAAUCUCCAAACAAGACUCUAGUUUGGAUGAUAAAUAGGUAGUGUCUUUUUAGUAUGCUGGUUGAUCUUUCAUAGUGUUAGUUUUUUGUUACUUCAAAAGAAAUCAACUAUAAAUAAAAUGUAUUUUUGUAAUUUCCAUGUGUAUAUAUGGUAUAUUUCUACCAAUGGCCAGUUGUUGUAGUCCAAAACCUAAAUCAGCUUGCAGAACACUGUGGCCAGUGCAAGAUUUUAUCAACAGAUAAACACAAUGCCUAAGUCUAUCCAAAUAGGUAUUCCAUGCCCUUGAAUGAACAAAGAGCCAAAGAAACUCAGCCUUUUCAUGCAAAUGGUGUGAGUGUGACAAAGUCAGCUACAUUUUCCUGCUUUAUCAAUAAUCUCAGUACUUCAUUAAUGCAAUGCUAUCUACCAACCCAGUACUUUGUCUACUUGGUAAAUGACUCAAGGUGCUGCAUGUAAAAAUGAAGUUCCCAAGACCUUAGAGCCAUUGAAAUAAAUGUUCAGGUUUCAAAAGAUGGUGUCUAAGCUUUGGAUGUUCUAGUGGCUUCCAGCCCAUGAAUCUGUAGUUGGCAGUAGAAUCUCCAAAUGGCUAAGAGUUUGGAGCCUCUAUAAAUCAUUGUACUCUCUGCAGUCCAGAAAUUUAGUGCACUGAGAAAAUUACAAUGCAACAGGUUAACUCAUAGACUAUGGGUUUAAGAAAAGUCUGUGAGAGGAAAGCCUUAUGUGGAGAAGAAAUUAAUCAUAUGUUUUCCCACCAAUGGGAAGACAAGUGCCAUUGUUCAGCUGUUCUGGAACUAGAAUGUAGUCCUUCCUUCAAGAGUCUCCUAACCUCAUGGAGGUGAUAGAUACCUGAAUAGGUGACUCAGAGAAACACAGAUGGUAAACAAAACAGAACACUUCAUGGAAGUGAAGAGAGGAUUCCUUAUAAGGGCCUCCAGAGGUAGCAGCAAGGAACUCAAUUUCCACUGUAGAUGGCAUCAUAGACGUCAGCAACCUUGGAAGAGGACAUGGAAGCCCAGAGAAGUGGAGGUGACCAGCCCCAGAUCUGAGCUCAAGCCUUCUAAGUCAAGAUCCAUUUCAUCAUGCUGCCUAUAUACUUGCUGAUACAUUUCUUUAAAUGUGCCCGGAAGUUUAAAUAAUAGACAAGGGUCAAAUGAGAGACUCCAUAAUGUUCUUGCCAAGAAAAAGAUGAUUGAGUGUGUACCGAACUUCAGAUACAGUGUACAGAUGGUGACGCUUGUAUGGCCUAAUAAACAUCUUUUUCACUGGUUUCCAUAAGAGUUUUCUUCAUUCUUGGAAA
Perognathus longimembris pacificus (Pacific pocket mouse) is the source of this 9355-nucleotide messenger RNA. RefSeq names its product KIAA1549 like. The transcript is spliced from 21 exons. NCBI's taxonomy places the organism in Eukaryota, Metazoa, Chordata, Mammalia, Rodentia, Heteromyidae. The record is from RefSeq and is a predicted model, not a curated record. The coding region runs from base 1 to 6423 and encodes 2140 amino acids.